Vanessa tameamea is the source of this 2753-nucleotide messenger RNA. RefSeq names its product serine/threonine-protein kinase polo (gene polo). NCBI's taxonomy places the organism in Eukaryota, Metazoa, Arthropoda, Insecta, Lepidoptera, Nymphalidae. The transcript is spliced from 12 exons. Gene Ontology annotation, cellular component: spindle pole; nucleus; centrosome. Bases 85 to 1917 code for a protein of 610 amino acids. Gene Ontology annotation, molecular function: protein serine/threonine kinase activity; protein binding; ATP binding. Gene Ontology annotation, biological process: protein phosphorylation; mitotic spindle organization. The record is from RefSeq and is a predicted model, not a curated record.
UCGGUGCUAACACGCAAUGUAUUGUGAUGAUGAAAAUGAGAGUGUCUUGUUAAAAUGAAAUCGCAUCGGAAUCAAAAAUAAACGAUGUUAAGCUUAUUUAUAAUGACGUCAAUCAAAGAAGAUGAAAAGAAAGAAAUUCCCGAAAUAAUACACGAUCCCCAAACUAAUUGUACAUAUCAAAGGCUGAGAUUCUUUGGAAAGGGUGGUUUUGCAAAAUGCUACGAAAUACAAGAUAUAGCAUCAAACCAAGUGUAUGCCGGAAAAAUUGUUUCCAAAAAACUUAUGGUAAAAUCAAGUCAAAAAGAAAAAAUGGCACAGGAGAUCUCUAUCCACCGGUCCUUGUUACACAAACAUGUCGUUGGCUUCCACAGUUUCUUCGAGGAUUCACUUAAUAUUUAUAUUAUUUUGGAGCUGUGCAAAAGAAGGUCAAUGAUGGAGUUACACAAACGUAGAAAAGCAAUAUCCGAACCAGAGACAAGGUUCUACAUGCACCAAAUCCUGCUUGGUGUGCAAUACUUGCACAGCAAAAGGAUUAUCCAUAGAGAUCUCAAACUGGGUAACCUGUUUCUUGAUGAUGAUCUCCAUGUAAAAAUUGGAGAUUUCGGUCUUGCGGCCAGGAUCGAAUAUGAAGGAGAGAGAAAGCAGACUUUAUGUGGAACACCUAACUACAUAGCACCAGAAAUUUUGACUAAGAAAGGACACUCGUUUGAAGUGGACAUCUGGAGCUUAGGUUGCAUCAUGUACACACUGCUUGUUGGCAAGCCUCCAUUUGAGACUUCCACCCUUCGGGAUACAUACAAAAGAAUAAAGCAGUGUGAAUAUAGUGAGGGGGUAAGCCUAGCUCUACGAGCUUGUUUCGCGGGCCCGUGGCACUCAAUACGUAGUCGAUACGCGCAGGCUGUUAUCACCGAUAACACUCUCAAUCAACAUUACAGAAUCCCAUCAUCACUACGUAAGCCAGCAGCAUCAAUGAUAGUCCUACAGCUGCAGUCUAACCCAUGCAUGCGGCCGUCUGUGGACAAGCUGCUCCAACACGAAUUCUUCUCAUCUGGCAUUAUGCCAGCUGCAUUGCCCCUAUCUUGCCUCACGACUGCGCCUAGGACUGAUCAACUGGAAGGCAUUGCAUUACACCGUCGACCACUUAACGAGGUUAAUGCUAAUGAUAACAUUAUGGCAGUGGACUCGCCGGUUAAGCGCGCGCCACCUGCAGAGCCGCGUGCUGUUGAACCCACCUCGCAUCGGCAGAAUCUCAUCGCUCUUCGCGAUCAACUGGCUGCAUUGCUUACUAACAAGUUAAAAUGCCGCCGCGAGUGCCUGAACGACGACAUGAGCGAUCCAGCCGCGCAACCCUUGGUAUGGGUCGGAAAAUGGGUCGACUACAGCGACAAGUAUGGUUUCGGCUACCAGCUUUGUGACGAGAGUGUUGGUGUUAUGUUUAACGACACUACUAAACUCAUUAUGCUCGCUAAUGGCGUGAAUGUACAUUACAUCAACCGGCAAGGCCAAGAGCAGUAUAUGACUAUGCGGGAAUACCCACAAGAACUGGACAAAAAGAUGAAACUUCUUACAUACUUUAGAAGAUAUAUGACAGAACAUCUUAUGAAAGCUGGUGCUUCAGUACCAGUGAGAGAGAGUGAUGGACUGUCGCGAUUGCCACACUUGCACCAGUGGUUCAGAACCACACUAGCAGUCAUCAUGUACCUUACUAAUGGAACCUUACAGAUUAACUUCCAAGAUCACACCAAAAUUAUCCUCUGUCCUCUAAUGCAAGCUGUUACAUACAUAGAUGUUGAGAAAAACUUUAGAACAUUCCGCUUCAGUACAAUUGAAGAACAUGGCUGUGAUAAGAAAUUGUACACAAACCUGACAUAUGCACUAGAAAAACUUAACAGCGUACUAGCUAACAAACUAUGCUAGCCUCCUACAACUUACUAACUGACUAUGGACCUAGUAUAUCUUUAUAUGAUAAUUAAAUGAAUUGAUACUCUGCACAGAUUGAUUGUAAGGAGAUUUAGUAGCCAAAGUGCUAAUUUGCGCACCUAUGUAUUGUAAUCGUUUUGUAUUUUAUUCUAUAGUAUUUAGAUAAAUUAAAGAUUCUGCUAAAAAAUCUUCAAGUUCACCAGCAAUUCACUAAUUCCUAAUGGGGAUAUCUUUUAACUCUGCCUUAUUUAUUAGUUAGUCAAUAUUUUGUUUCAAUUGUGCAUAUUAGGUUAAUCAAUUGUACCAAAAUUGCACAUUGUAACAGGUAAAAUUAUGACACAAUUAAAAAAGUAUUUAGGACUAUGGUCAUUUUUCAAAUGGAGAUAUUUACACACUUAUGCCAAUAAAUUGUAUUGUUAAAAUAUAAAAUACAUUCAAGUGCCUCACAUUCUAAAUGUUAUGUUUGAAUAUUAGGAUUAAAAUUUUAGUUUAGUUUUUGUUAGUUUGACCAUUAAAGGAAAUAAAUAGUUGCACCAUGACUGAGCGGCCGGGUGCUAGCAGUUACAUGAUUAUUUUAUUUAGUUUUAGAACUAUUUUUAAACAUUAUUUUUGUGCUUCAGUAGUAUCACAAAAUUUAUGCCCCCCAGUGUGCAACGGAUGAUUCAAUAUUUUCUACUCUCACUUUAUUCAAAUAUUUUUAAAAUGUAUUUAUUAUUCAUUUAGUUGAUAAGUUAUUGUAAAUCCAAUACAAGUUUUCAGAUAUAUUCUUGUAACUUCCAACCUUUUUUCUGAAAAUAAACUAGACAGUAUUAUGAUGCUUUUGAAGCACUACA